Nerophis ophidion (straightnose pipefish) is the source of this 2349-nucleotide messenger RNA. Its product is annotated as proteoglycan 4-like. NCBI's taxonomy places the organism in Eukaryota, Metazoa, Chordata, Actinopteri, Syngnathiformes, Syngnathidae. The record is from RefSeq and is a predicted model, not a curated record. The coding region runs from base 754 to 2115 and encodes 453 amino acids. The transcript is spliced from 3 exons.
GGUUCAGACCCCUGCCAGCGCCGCUCGUCCAUCUGUGCGCCACUCGGGGCACGCCCACGGGCGCACACAUCCAGGAACGAGCCGCGCGCGUCCCCGCCCUGCAGCAGCUGCCAGCUGCAAUCAGUCACCUGCAAACUUCACACCUGAUGGUAAUGACGGAGCUGCCUUUAUAGACCUGGACAACCUGCCAUCACUGGCCGGAUUAUAGCCAUCUGUACCUGACUCUUCCCGUGUUUCUCCUGGAUCCCCUGUUGUUCCCCUUGCCCCCCGGACUGCCUUUUGGAUUCUCGACCCCACGCUUUGACACGUUUUCCCACGGACUUCCGCGUUACUUCACUUCCGUCAACAUUUUGGUAAGACAUCCUUCAGCUAAUCUACACACAUAGCCUUACACCAUACACACUUGAGUUUUGAUCAGACUUCAUUUCCUUGGUUUAUUCAUUAGCAGUAAUAGUAUUAUUAUUAUUAGUAGUAGUACUACAGAUUUAUGUAUAUAUUUACUAUAUAUAAUAAAUCUUUGGAGAUACUGCCACCUGGUGUUCGUUUGCCGUCACCUCCCUUUUAGUCAAACAUAACAGUAUAAUCCGGCCAAUUGAUUAGGGACCUGACGGCCGAGUACCUUAGCCCUGCCCCAGUGACUUUCGUUCAGCCCCCCCUGAAUUUUUUUUCUUUCUCCUCCUCUUCUCCCAUUCACUGUCUUUUUCUUUUUUCUUUUUUUGCUCCACACGGGAGGAUUUGUCUUGUCCCGUCAACAUGUCUUGGAAGGGGAUGUUCAGUAGCAAUAUUAGCAAAGAGGAAUUUUCUCGUCGCCUGGACACCCUCUUCCCACCCUUAGAGACUGUUCCUCAGUCUGCAGGAAGCGUCUGGCAUCCAAUUUUGGAGGGGGGGGAUAGUACUGGUGGCUGUGCUGGUGUGGCGGCGCAGUGGCACCCAGACAGGCUACCCCCUGCCAAACUAAUUCCACCUGUCUUCCGCUUUUCUCAGCCACAGCCACCAGUUCCCUGGCUAGCCUCCGAACUAGCACCAGUUCCCUGGCUAGCGACCGAGCUAGCUCCAGUCCCCAGACUAGCCUCUGAGCUGGCACCAGUCCCCAGGUUAGCGCCCGAACUAGCACCAGCCCCACAGCUAGCCUCCGAGCUAGCGUCUGUCCCCGAGCUAGCCCCUGAGUUAGCACCAGCCCCACAGCUAGCCUCCGAGCUAGCGUCUGUCCCCGAGCUAGCCCCUGAGUUAGCACCAGCCCCACAGUUAGCCCCCGAGCUAGCGACAGUCCCCGAGCUAGCCUCCGAGCUAGCGGCAGUACCCGAGCUAGCAGCAGUACCCGAGCUAGCGGUAGUCUCCGAGCUAGCCUCCGAGCUAACGGCAGUCCCUGAGCUAGCACCCGAACUAGUGCCAGCCCCAAGGCUGAACCCCUCGUUUCCACCAGCUCCCUGGCUGGCCCCUGUGUCUCCACCAGCUCCCAGGCUGGCCUCGACCUCUGCCCCUCGGCCUGUAGCGCCGACUUCAGUACAUCGGCCAGCUCCUCAGCUGCCCUCCUCGUCUUUGGCUUUGACGUCUGCUGCUUCCACGCCGCAGAUGACGUCCGCUGCCUUCACGCCGCCGUCUUCCUAUGCCUCUACGCUUCAGACAUCACCUCCUCGUUUCUGGCGAGACGCACCAUGGCGUCACUCGCGUCCGCCUCCACGACUUCCAAGAUGGUGCCCGUUACUUGGUUGCCCGCCUCGCCGGCGUCAGCUGCAUUCUACUCGCCGUCGCCACCAGACUCGUCCCCGGUGGAUUCGGGGACACUUGGGCUGGCGACCCACCACCAGUUCGCCCCUCCGCCCUCCCUUGACUUUUGUUCCUGUGCUCUUGGUGUUUCGACCUGUGGGACAUCUGGAAGCUGUCCAUAAGAAGGGGGGUACUGUUACGGUUCAGACCCCUGCCAGCGCCGCUCGUCCAUCUGUGCGCCACUCGGGGCACGCCCACGGGCGCACACAUCCAGGAACGAGCCGCGCGCGUCCCCGCCCUGCAGCAGCUGCCAGCUGCAAUCAGUCACCUGCAAACUUCACACCUGAUGGUAAUGACGGAGCUGCCUUUAUAGACCUGGACAACCUGCCAUCACUGGCCGGAUUAUAGCCAUCUGUACCUGACUCUUCCCGUGUUUCUCCUGGAUCCCCUGUUGUUCCCCUUGCCCCCCGGACUGCCUUUUGGAUUCUCGACCCCACGCUUGGACACGUUUUCCCACGGACUUCCGCGUUACUUCACUUCCGUCAACAUUUUGGUAAGACAUCCUUCAGCUAAUCUACACACAUAGCCUUACACCAUACACACUUGAGUUUUGAUCAGACUUCAUUUCCUUGGUUUAUUCAU